GGUACUUUUGCUAUGAACGUCGUUACUUUCAUCUUUAUAUCAUUUGCGUUGAUCCACGUUUGCCAAUCUCAUGGGCUUUUCGGUGACUUCAUUAGAGAAUAUUAUGAAGCUUGCAACAUCCAUCAGAUUGUUAUCUUCGCUUGUUGGGAUUAUUCAGAUGGGGUUGAUCUUUCACGCAAUAUUAUGGGAAUGAAUGCAGUUGUCACUUAUCAUCCUGUCACAAAUACAGCAGAUAUGACGAAUAUUCUACGUGUGAAUUAUUAUCAUGUGGGAGUCGUGUUGGACUUCGAUUGUCCCUUCAGCGAAAAUAUUCUUGAUCAAUUCUCGGCUCAGCUGCACUUCAAUGAAUCUUACUACUGGUUGGUUCUAUCAAAAUUCACAACAAUACCCAUCGAUUAUCUGGGAGGUUUGAGUUUGACAGUAGCCUCAGAACUGACAUUCACAACUUGUGCUGAUGAUGUCUUCAAGCUUUACGAGGUGUACAAUCCGAGUUACCGUCAUGGCACUGCUGUACGGAUUAUUGAUAAAGGCCAAUGGAGGUCUGGAGAAGGUUUCAGAUAUGGAUUGAGUGAAUACAAGUACAAACGUCGAGCUGAUCUUAACAAAUUGUCCCUCAAUAUCUCACUUACGCUAGCCAAUCCAGCUUUACCAGAUCUGUUGACUUAUUUAUCGAGUCAAUCAAAUAGAGAAUUAGAUCCAAUGACCCGAUCUCAAUAUCCACUGACAUUGUAUCUUCAAGACAUGUAUAAUUUCAGCAUAAAUCUUCAUCAAGCAUCAACUUUUGGCUACCUCCACAAUGGAUCCUACAACGGAAUCAUCGGAGACAUUAUCUCAGGCUUCAUCGACAUGAGUAUCACACCUUUUGAGUUUCACGUUGCACGAUUGAAGGUUGUGGAUUACGGGGCAGUGACUUGGUACGCAGAUACCACCUUCGUAUUUCUUCAUCCAAAGAGUUCAACCCUGCGCAACAAUUUCUUGAAGCCCUUCACCAAUGAUUUGUGGUGGAUGAUUCUGCUGGUGGCUGUUGUAUAUUGGAUUAUCUUACUGCUCUCUCUACUUUUGGAGCAGCAUCAUCAAGCUGGAACACAUGAUCCUAGCUUGAGUGCCAUUGAGACCGGUCUAACUACUCUCGCAGCACUAUCCCAACAAGGAUUAGGGGAUAGUCCGAAUUUUUAUUCCGGACGAAUUACAUUCCUCUCACUAUUCUUCUGGGCCCUUCUCCUCUAUCAAUUUUAUUCAGCAAGUAUUGUUAGUUCCUUGAUGACACCUCCGCCACGAUGGAUUAAAGGCAUCAAAGAUCUCACUGAAAGUGAAGUUGAAGUAGGCGCCAGGGACCAUCCAUAUUUUCAUAAUUAUUUCGAGAAAAUGACUGAUCCUGACUGCAUUGAAUUAUACAACCGAAAGAUGAAAUUUCCGUCGAAAAAUCCAAACGGCUUUCUUCCGGUGGAGACGGGCUUCAAAAAAGUACAAGCGGGUGGAUAUGCAUUCAUCACUGAAAGCGCUGUGACGUACCAGAUUUUACAUGAUACGUUUUCGGAGGAUGAGAUCUGCGGACUGCAGGAAAUAAGAGUCGGUAGACCUCGAUGGCUGGCGCCAAUCUUACCCAAAGGUUCACCAUUCAAAAAAAUGAUCGUGUACGGAUUGCGAAAAAUCGUACAGUCUGGAUUAUUGAAUCGCUUACAAAAAAUUUGGCGUGCCUCUCGUCCACAGUGCCCUGAAAAUUACAACAGUAAACCAACUCCGAUGGGCAUGUCAGAAUUUAAUCCCGCACUAAUUCUUUUGUGCAUCGGUAUGUUUUCCACAGAACUGAGAUUCAAUGAGUCUUACUUCUGGCUGUUACUCACUAAUUCCUCAUCGCCACCGGAAAAUCUAUUACGAAAACUGCCACUUACUGUUGAGUCUGAGCUAACGGUUGCGACAUUCAGAGACGAUAAGUUUGAGUUGUGGGAUGCGUACAAUCCGAGUUAUUCCCAUGGAGGUGUUUUGAAUAUCACAUACAAAGGCAGUUGGGAUGUCCAGAAUGGGUUGAAGAACGAAUUGACACAGUACAAAUACGAGAGACGUUGUAAUUUCCAUCUGCUACCACUUAAUUGGUCCACUGUUCUGAGAGAGCGAUCAAACACUGAUCUUCAAACUUAUCUCGAGACACCUGUUAAUCGACACUUGGAUACUAUGUCUCGAUAUCAUUACGCGCUCGUGAUGCAGUUGCGAGACUUGUUUAAUUUUUCAAUAAAUCUCCAAGUCUACCACACCUGGGGCUACUUGAUUAACGGAAGCUUUGGUGGCUUAUUGGGUGCUUUGAUUGAGGGACAGACAGAUGCCAGUGUCUCAUCUUUUCAGUACAAGCCAGAGAGGAUGGAUGUCGUCGAUUACCUCGUUGAAACCAUGAACGUGCAACUUCGUUUCUUCUUCCGUCACCCCAGGAGUAAUGAUCUACAGAAUAAUUUCUUGAAGCCCUUCGCUAUUCAUCUUUGGUGGCUGAUAAUAGCCGUUGGAUUUUUCUACUGGAUAAUCCUGACGGCUCUCAAAAAAUUAGAGAUAAUCUACGAGAAUGUGGAAAUUAAUGAAAAUACUAUCUCUGCUACUGCCUUGACUACAAUCGCUGCAAUCACGCAGCAAGGAUUGAGCACUGCACCGGUGAUAACUUCUGGUCGCGUUGUAUUUUUAUCGCUAUUCCUGUGGACUCUUCUCUUAUUCCAAUUUUACUCAGCAAGUAUUGUUGGCUCUUUAUUGGCACCCCCGUCGAGAUGGAUAACGACUUUGGAUAAUCUCACGGAUAGUAAUAUCGAAUGUAUAAUCGAGGAUAUGCCAUACAUGGUCGAUUACUUUGCGACUACAGCGAAUCCUCAUAGCAAAGCAAUGUUUCAACGGAAGAUCAGACCGACUAAUAAAAAACCAAAGGGUAGUUACAUGCCUGCAGCCGAGGGACUGCAACGUGUCCGUGAAGGUGGAGUUGCAUUCCACAUAAAUGUCGCCACGGGUUACAAAAUGAUCGAGGAUACAUUCAAGGAAAAUGAAAUCUGCGAAUUACAAGAGAUUGACAUGGUUGGUCAGUGUUUAACAUCCAUGGUGACACCGAAGAAAUCACCAUUCAACGAAAUGUUCACAUGGGGGAUAAGAAAGGCCGUGGAGAGUGGUCUGACCAAAAGACUUGAUAAAGUUUGGCAGCAUCAGUGUCCACAAUGUCCAGAGAGCUACAGUUCGAAGCCCACGCCAGUAUCUCUGCAGCAGUUCAGUCCAGCUAUUUUUCUUUUACUUCUAGGAUUCGGUUUAUCUAUUUUAAUAUUGAUAAUCGAAUAUUUGCACUACUGGAAGUGGAGCGAUUACCUUGUCAAUGUUGAGGACAUGAAUUGCAGUGAGAACACAGAUGAUAUCGGAAGACCACCCCACACUGUCGAUGGUUUCCACUUUACCGACGAGGGAGAACAAGUCAUUUACUGACUGCAUAUGGAUAAAUGAGAUCAUCAACGCCAUUUGCUUGGCAAAAGUCAAGGCAUCGAAACUCAAAUAUUCAGGAACUGCCGAUUUUCUUCUGAGAAAAAUUACAGUUGUUUGUGUAUUUAAUAUUCACAAAUCAUUGACAAUCGGUAGAGGCAGAUUUCUGUUUACUCAGUGGCUGCGGAUAUUGAUCCGUUACCUGCAGCAUAAAACAUUGAAUUAUUCAUGAUGUACGAUUUUUUUGUAGAGUGAAGGCUACCUUCGUCAUGAUUUGAAUUAAAGGACUUUGGAAUAUCCAUAUUUGCAAACAGCACGCGCAUUCAAUGAUUAUUUCGAUGGAUGUUGUUUCAACUAUUCAUUUUAAUGAAAAGUUCGAUCAAUGGCAUGUAUUAUAAUUUAAUUAAAAAAAAACAGAAUCAUUUGCACAGAUUAUUCUCCAGACUUGUAUAGUUUGAAUUAUGAAAUUCAUUGGCUAAUCCUAAGUUUAAUGAAGAAGAUUGCAAUAUUCAGGAAUUGCGAAAGUCCUUUAAUAAAUCUUCAGGAAAAACUAAACUCGUGAAUUUUUCAAUCUUCCGUUAUUUUUCAACGUUUAAAGGCACAACUGGGCGAAAGAUGUUUAAAGUUUGAGUAAUGAAA
This is a messenger RNA of Fopius arisanus, 4074 nucleotides long. RefSeq lists its product as uncharacterized. Lineage: Eukaryota; Metazoa; Arthropoda; Insecta; Hymenoptera; Braconidae. The record is from RefSeq and is a predicted model, not a curated record. Gene Ontology annotation, cellular component: membrane. Gene Ontology annotation, molecular function: ligand-gated monoatomic ion channel activity. The transcript has 16 exons. The coding region runs from base 13 to 3441 and encodes 1142 amino acids.